AAACUUAUAAAGAUAAUACUCAAUUACAAACUGAUCUUUCAAAUUUGCAAUUUCAAUAUUUAGAUAAAGAAAAUAAUUUAUUAUUAUUAGAUAAUUCUGAAAUUUUUGAAAUUCAAGAAAUUUCUGAAAAUGUUUUUUUAGAAAAUGAAAUUUGA
Messenger RNA from Scutellospora calospora, 155 nucleotides. The record is from the annotation of a GenBank genome assembly. NCBI's taxonomy places the organism in Eukaryota, Fungi, Glomeromycota, Glomeromycetes, Diversisporales, Gigasporaceae.